AUACAACUCUCGUGACCGGAAAUUAUUAAAACACGGAAGUACUUUAUUGUUUUGAUUCUGCAGCCCCCUACCCGUUUUACGGUUAUGCAGCCCGAAUACGGAAUUUUGUCAAUAUAGACAUCUUCUGAGGAACCACAGCAGAUUACUAAAAGUUUUGUAUUGACACUGACUGGCAUUUGGAAGUGCUCUGUAUCUGGAGCCGCAUCAUGGUGGAGCCCACUGCCUCCGGCGUGUUCUGCAGCCGGAUGCUGAGCAUGGUCAAUUCUGAGGAUGUCAACGCUAUCAUCCAGGCUCAGCGACACAUGCUGGACCGCUUUGAGAAAACGAAUGAAAUGCUGAUCAACUUCAAUGUACUGUCCAGCAUGCGACUACAGCAGAUGAAUGAGAGCUUCUUGCUCCACACGCGUACACUCGUCGAAAUGAAAAAAGAUUUGGACAGCAUCUUCCGACGGAUCAGAAUGCUAAAGGGGAAGAUUGGCAAGCAGUACCCAGAGGCUUUCAGUAACAUCCACGAAUCACCCAUCUCUGUGGAUGACGAAGAUGACUUGGAACCUGCGCCGCCGAGCGGGGCCACCACUAUCACCACGGCUACCCCGGGCCAGAGUUCGGAUUCCUGCGACUCCAGUCCCGAUGUGGUUUCGCCUGCUGCGAGCAGAUGCUCCGAGGAGAUCUCCCAAGAAGCGCUUGACACGCCUGCCUCAGACGCCCAUCGCACGGCUGGCCUGCAGGAUGAGGGCCCAGACUCUGUGCCUGCUGAGUAGCAUCAUGUUGUGCGUGGAUAGACUUUAUUACUGCGACACAACUUCAAUGUUGUUGUUUUGUUGUUGUUUUUUUGCCACAGUGGUACUUUGAUUUUGGAGUGUCCCAUCCUCCAUUUUUUGUGAACCCCUUGAAUGGAGUGGGAAAAAUGAAGUAGGUAAAUUCUGUAACGUCAUCACAUUUGGGGAAUAAGAGCCACAGUCGCUAAUGCACUUUCAGCCGUUAAUUGGGCGGGACAAGAGUCACACACAAAUAGAAAAUAUGAACAUGCAUAUGGAAUUGCUCUAGGCCACAACUCAUGCCUAGACGUUUUGAUGUUAUUCACAAGGCCAUGCUCCUCAAAGGUACAUAUUAAUACGACGGUACAUUGUUGUAUUUGGCAUUUGCAAAUUCACUGAUUUUAUAGGGGAAACCGAUCCUCCAUUAUUUCUGAUAUCAAAGCUUUUAAUUGGUGCCAAGCAUCCAUGUUGAACUAAGGGGUGGGGCUUCAGUAGUCAGAGUAUAGCUUUGUUUAAUAGAAAAAAAGAUGUUUUGCCGCUAUCUUGUGGCAUCCACAUGCGAUUACAAAAUGUUUUUGUAAUUUUAGAUUACACUUGCAGAUUCUUGGUUUUAAACAGUACACUUGCUUGUUUGUCUUCAUUAAAACAUUACCGGCAUUUCAAUUCA
This is a messenger RNA of Syngnathus acus (greater pipefish), 1425 nucleotides long. It is a transcript of the gene kxd1, whose product is annotated as KxDL motif containing 1. Gene Ontology annotation, cellular component: BORC complex. Gene Ontology annotation, biological process: lysosome localization. The coding region runs from base 207 to 761 and encodes 184 amino acids. The record is from RefSeq and is a predicted model, not a curated record. The transcript is spliced from 5 exons. Lineage: Eukaryota; Metazoa; Chordata; Actinopteri; Syngnathiformes; Syngnathidae.